Molecule: messenger RNA, 665 nt
Organism: Drosophila mojavensis
Lineage: Eukaryota; Metazoa; Arthropoda; Insecta; Diptera; Drosophilidae
Exons: 1
Coding region: 45-497 (150 amino acids)
Molecular function (GO): protein binding
Source: RefSeq, a predicted model, not a curated record
GUCGCAGAUUGGCGGCACAGUUCAACUGGAAUACGGUGCACUCCAUGAUGCUACCAACGACAGCCUGGCUAUUGAUGGCACUGCUGGCGCUGCGGGCGGGCCUGCUGCUGGCUGACGAGCAGCUGGAGCUGGCGGAUUAUGCAACAGCUGGCAGCGAGGACAUCUAUUUGCAGCCCAACAGCGGACAGUGGGAGGAUUACAAGGAAUAUGCCGACGAUGAGGAGGACGAGCAGACGGAGGAGGACUCCGUGGAGGAGCAGCCACAGGGCGACAACAUCGAGGCCGUCGGCCUGGAUGAGAGCAACUGCGAGUAUAGCUGUCCGCGCUACUACCGUCCCGUCUGCGCCAGACGCAACGAUAACCAGCUGAUCACCUAUGCCACGCCCUGCGAGUACUUCAAUCAGCUGCGCUGCGCCAGCGUCGCCCGCAGCCAGGGCAAGGAGGCGCCCACCUAUGAGCUGUUGUAUCAGCAUGCCUGCAAAGAGAAUAGACGCUGACAGAGAACUAUGAAAGAGAAUUGGUUUUUUUUUUUUAUAUGAUGAUUGAUUGUGUGCGUGACUGAGAGGAAGCAAGCCUGGAAUGAUGUAGUUUUAAGUAAAGCAUGUUUUUUUUUUCUUAUCUAAUCUAAUAUUUUAAGAUUAUUAAUUGAUUGAUUGAUUGAUUGA